This is a messenger RNA of Venturia canescens, 1130 nucleotides long. RefSeq names its product ubiquitin fusion-degradation 1-like (gene Ufd1-like). The transcript has 5 exons. NCBI's taxonomy places the organism in Eukaryota, Metazoa, Arthropoda, Insecta, Hymenoptera, Ichneumonidae. The record is from RefSeq and is a predicted model, not a curated record. Gene Ontology annotation, cellular component: VCP-NPL4-UFD1 AAA ATPase complex. Bases 155 to 1045 code for a protein of 296 amino acids. Gene Ontology annotation, molecular function: polyubiquitin modification-dependent protein binding.
AUUUCAGAUACCUCGGACACAAUGCGCAUGUCUGGAUCUCUGGAUUCAUAAAAUCCAAGCACUUUCUAAAUUGACGAUAGAAAAUUUUUCACGUUCGUAUAAAAAUCCUGCUAUUUUAUCAUUAUAGCCAAGACAAACAACAAACAACAAACAAAUGUUCUCAUUUAAUAUGUUCCCGGAUAUACCAAGGCCCUUUAAUACACAGUACAAAUGUUUUUCCGUGUCUAUGUUACCCGGAAAUGAUAGACAAGAUGUUGAAAGAGGUGGAAAAAUUAUUAUGCCUCCUUCCGCUUUGGAACAACUGACGAGACUGAACAUCGUUUAUCCUAUGCUAUUUAAGCUCACCAACAAAAAAACCAAUCGCAUAACUCAUUGCGGUGUUUUAGAGUUUGUUGCAGAUGAAGGGAAAGUCUACCUUCCAUAUUGGAUGAUGCACAAUCUCCUAUUGGGCGAGGGUGAAAUUCUAAACAUUGAAAGCGUAUCACUGCCGGUUGCGACAUUUUCCCGCUUCCAACCCCAGUCUGAGGAUUUUUUGGAUAUAACGAAUCCAAAAGCGGUGCUGGAGAAUGGUUUAAGAAGUUUCGCGUGUUUGACAACUGGAGAUAUUAUUGCCAUUAGAUAUAAUCAACGAAUAUACGAAAUGUGUGUUCUCGAAACACGGCCAGGACCAGCAGUUAGUAUUAUCGAAUGCGAUAUGAAUGUCGAAUUUGAUGCGCCGGUCGGUUACAAGGAGCCCGAGAGAGAAACAAAGAGAGAUGAAAAUACGAUAGAUCCGGUCGAUAUGAUGCCCGACCCAACAGGUUUCGUCGCUUUCAAAGGACAAGGCAAUCGUUUGGACGGCAAGAAACGAAAAGAUUCGGCUCAAUCGGAAAAUCAAAUUGCAAAACCAGUUUACGUCCGAGGAAUUCCUGAUUACGAUUACAAAAUCGGAACUCUUAGAUUUUUAAGAAAUGUCAAACCCGUUAACAACAAAGAGGUGAAAGACGUCGAUGAAUUCAAGGCGUUCACAGGCGAAGGUUUCUCCCUACGAAAAUCUCGAAAAUAAGCUCUAUAUUUAAAACUUUUCAAUUAAAUUACGGGAAUGAAAUGAACUACGAAUUCGUGAUAUUAAAUGAAAUUACUUAAUGGAA